AUGUUUCUUUACCAACUACUCAACUUUUUCUUUGUGGCUUCCAAAAAGGAGGAGGACGCUGAAUAUGACCUGUCCCUUUACAAGCGUGGUGAUUUAUUAGAGGUCCCCAGGACAUUAUUCACACAUUUUGGUAUUUACUUGGGUGAUAAUCGUGUAGCUCAUCUCAUUCCGGACAUCCUGCCUGUGAUAACCAAGAAUAAAUCUGCAAUUGCCAAGAUGGUAACAAAUAACCGUCUACUAUUGGGGGUUAUCACAAAGGUAGCCAGCGUCAGAGUGGACUCCGUGGUAGAUUUUGCGUAUGGCUCAGAGAUUCUGGUCAACCACAUGGACAAGGUGUGCAGCCAGCCAGCGUUGGACGGGGACGAGGUUGCCAGAAGGGCUGAGAAACUCCAGGGCUCUGUCACCUACAGCUUACUAUGGUACAACUGUGAACACUACGUCAUGUACUGCAGAUACGGCAUGGCCAUCAGCUACCAGACCUACCAGUUCUGCACAACAGUACGGAAGAUUGUUUUCAGCAGGAUGAGCGCUUAUUUGACUGCACUGUGUGGUGCAGGAACCAUGCUGUAUCUGGGCUGCGUUACACCACUGACAGUUUUGCUGACCCUGGUCAUCUCAUUCACCAUCUGGAUGGCAGCCUAA
Molecule: messenger RNA, 642 nt
Organism: Micropterus dolomieu (smallmouth bass)
Lineage: Eukaryota; Metazoa; Chordata; Actinopteri; Centrarchiformes; Centrarchidae
Product: lecithin retinol acyltransferase family protein
Exons: 2
Coding region: 1-642 (213 amino acids)
Biological process (GO): retinol metabolic process
Molecular function (GO): phosphatidylcholine-retinol O-acyltransferase activity
Source: RefSeq, a predicted model, not a curated record